Molecule: messenger RNA, 1533 nt
Organism: Colletotrichum gloeosporioides
Lineage: Eukaryota; Fungi; Ascomycota; Sordariomycetes; Glomerellales; Glomerellaceae
Exons: 3
Coding region: 1-1533 (510 amino acids)
Source: RefSeq, a predicted model, not a curated record
AUGCUUCCAAUGUCACCUCAGAAACAGCACUGGUCAUCAUGGAAUCGCUUGCCUAGAGAGAUCCGGCUUCUUAUCCUCCAUGAACCAAUGCGAGCAGGUUGCUCGCAAGGUCACUUGGCCACUGUGUCCCGAGAGUGGCAAAUCGAGAUCGAGCGACAUAAUUUCGCUCGAAUCAGACUGACACCAUCACGCCUCGUCAACUUUGGUGCACUGAUUCAAAGAAAUCAAGCACUCGUCAGCUACAUCUGGUUCUGCUUGGAGCUUGAUGAUUACGACUGCACCACGUGCGCACCUGAUGGUACAAGGCUCACACUAGAAGAGUGGGGUGAAGCUUGUGAAAUCAGCGACACAGAUAAGUGUCCCAUCACCGCGGCAUUCCGGGAUUUAUUCUUGAUUCUCAGCACAUGGGACUUUCGGCCUGAUUUGAUACUGGAUAUCAGUAUAUAUUCGCCCAGCGACUCGGAGCAUUGUUUUCCGUAUCUUACUUUUAUGCCUGACACCCCUUCGAAUAUGUCAAGUGGGUAUGGUAUUGAGAAGGCAAGAUCAAGCCGGCACUAUCAUGACCCUCAACAUGGUUGGGUUGCUGGGUUUCGACACGCCGCCCCACCUCGAUAUGCUAUCAGAAAAGUGUUCCAUUCGGUCAUGGAGCGGGGACCGUUUGACAGUGAUCAGUUAGAGCUCCAAUGGUGGGAUCAGCUUCCAACAUUCCCGGCCGUGACUGGUUUACUUCUCCGCCAACAGAAUCGCCGGCUAUGGAAGCCGCCGUCCCUGGCACAUAUGUUUGCCCGGUUUCCUAGGCUCAAAGACAUCCACUACCAGCCCUGGAGAGAAUGGGACUUCCCACAGCAUAUUACAGACAAAGAUUACCAAUAUCUAUUCGAGUCUAUCCGUCUCUUCAACAGCAGUCUCAAGAGACUCGUAGUUUUUGAGAACUUCAAUCAACAGUAUCCAGCUACGAUGCAGCGGUUCCUAAACGGAGUCGAUUUGACCCAAUGCGACAGUCUCCGCAAACCUGAUUCAGCGGUAAGCCGGAUAGUCGCUCUCGCCAGUCUCAAGCUGGAGCAACUCGCAGCAUCCUUCAUAGUGGAUGCCAGCAGUUUCUUCGAGGUGCAACCCUCUUGGGAGUGGCCGAGCCUUACCUCGCUUACUCUUACUUCAAGGCUACUUACGCCCGAUGGGGACUUGGUUGAGAUUGAAGCAAUGCUUCAGAAAGCGGCGGCAGCAGCCAUGAAAAUGCCCCAAUUAGGGUUAGCAGCGCUCUUUAGGUAUCAGGCAUUCCGCAACAUCCCGCAAGCAGUAGUUCUGUGGAGGGGCACAUGGAAGUUUGCUAUGAAACCAUCAAUAACCCAAACUUGGGAAGCUGUUAUACAUCAGUAUAACGGUUGGAGGCUGGAUUUCGUUGAAGAACAGCUGAAUGAAACGACCAUCAAGUCUCACGGACAUGCGGUUCAACACUUGAUGCAUGCAACCCAGAUUAUCUGCCCAGUCUCUCUGCGGCAGAUCCAAACGGAACAGAAAGCUCUAGGGGCGUAG